AAUUUCAGAAAUUUAUGACAUCAAACCCUUCUAGCCUUAUCUUACGUUCGCUUGGAGCAAAACGCAUCAAGAUAUGAAGGGGGCGUGUAGAGGGCCUCUCCACCAGAGUCUGUAUGCUGAAACCAUUUCAAUAAAUCUGUGCCUACCGUUCCAAUGGGAAUUAAACCAAGUUAUAUACAUACAACCACUUUCGUAGCUAUUUGUUCCACUCUGCUGCACAAACUAAUCGUUACUUGACCAUUGUGAAAGUCACUUAAUUAAGUAUUUGGAAAGAUAAUUAAAAGAACCCUGCGAAGUUCUACUAGUUAUGUACUAACUAGCCUAUAAGCCCGUCUUAAAGACGGUCCACAAUUAAAGUUUUAAGCCAACAAACAUAAAUCAUUAGAUGAAAGUAUUAUAUAAUGUGAUGUAUUAAUCUGUAUCGAAAUUAUAAUUCCAGAGGAAACAUACAUCUAAAUAUAUUAAACCUACAAAAAAUUUCGCCAUGAAAUUGUUAUCACCCCUCCCCCCAAUGGUUAUCAGUUGGGUCGCAAACCUAAUCAAUGUGGAAGGUCACCCGGCAAACUUAACAAUUGAAGAACAGGAAAAGAAUUUUCGAAUUGUUGGCGGACGACCAGCCACGAUAGGAGAGUUUCCAUACCAAGUUUCCGUUCAAACGUAUGGGUCUCACGUUUGUGGAGGGUCCCUCAUAUCGGACAGACACGUUCUGACCGUGGCUUCUCUCACCAACCAAGCUUCCCCGAGCAGUCUGUCGGUGCGGGCGGGGUCCUCGUUUCGUGGAAGAGGUGGCCAAGUCAUCAAGGUUCAGAGGAUUUGCCAGGAUCCGAGUUACUAUCCGAGGAACAAUGAUCACGACGAUGCCGUCCUGCUGCUACAUAAGUUCCAGCUUCAGUUUGGGUCGCGAGAUCCAGUACAUCAAUCUCGCCAAGCCCGGUUCCAGACCAGCGGUCGGAACGUGACCGGCUGGGGUGCUCUUUCUGAGGCGGUUCCUUGCCUUCUCAACUUCAAGUUGUGGAAGUUCCCAUGGUCAGCGAGGCGGACUGCAAAGCGGCAUAUGGCCAAAGUGCCAUCACAAAUACGAUGCAGUGUGCCGGAUAUAGUCAGGGAGGGAAGGAUGCUUGUCAGGGUGACGCGGGCGGGCCUCUUGUCUGUGGAGCUGUUCAAGUCGGGAUUGCAAGUUGGGGUGCGGGGUGUGCUCAGCCAAGAUAUCCUGGAGUAUAUACAAACGUCGGGAGCGUGAUGGACCAUAUUUCCAAUUGUUGAAGAUAUUUCUUUAUUCCGAGAUAUAACCGAUUCCGACAAACCUUUAAAACUGUAUAUAUCUACUAGCAAGGACUAGGCAUAAAAUGAUUGUCUGCGGCUUCGACCAGAUUAAAAUCAAAUUUUUAACACACCGAA
Folsomia candida is the source of this 1398-nucleotide messenger RNA. Its product is annotated as trypsin-4-like. The record is from RefSeq and is a predicted model, not a curated record. Gene Ontology annotation, molecular function: serine-type endopeptidase activity. Gene Ontology annotation, biological process: proteolysis. The transcript is spliced from 8 exons. Lineage: Eukaryota; Metazoa; Arthropoda; Collembola; Entomobryomorpha; Isotomidae. The coding region runs from base 485 to 1240 and encodes 251 amino acids.